Molecule: messenger RNA, 2131 nt
Organism: Hemiscyllium ocellatum (epaulette shark)
Lineage: Eukaryota; Metazoa; Chordata; Chondrichthyes; Orectolobiformes; Hemiscylliidae
Product: coiled-coil domain-containing protein 81-like
Exons: 15
Coding region: 104-2131 (675 amino acids)
Cellular component (GO): centrosome
Source: RefSeq, a predicted model, not a curated record
AAGGUCGCUGGUCGCGUCUUAGCAACGGCGCUGCAGCAAGUCUCUGCCCAGGGAGUGGGAGAAAGAAGUGACUUUGGGGCAAUAUCACAUCAAUCAAGCAGCAAUGUUGGACACCGUACAGUACGCCAUCGAGGAAAUCGGUAGAAACUACUUUCUAACACUCUCCAACCUGACGGAUGACGACAUUGUCAACAUAUGGGCAAAUGUUUCUGCUUUUGUGGAUCGGCACAUGUCCCUCCAGAAGGGAGUACAUAUAUUAGGCUUGGGGACCUUUACAUUUUCACAGCAAAAGCUGGAUGUCGGCCAUAAAUUAAUUUUACUUCAGAGGCCAGUAUUUGUGAUGUCUGAAAAAUUGAUACAGAUCCAUGGAUUAUCCUACACAAAACAACACGUAUCAGGUGACAUACCAAUUGUUGAACUAAAUUUUACAUUCCUGGCUCUGGAGAGCCCGUAUGAUCGGGAUACAGUUGAAGGAUGUGUCAAAGAGACUCUGCAGAUCAUGUAUCGUUACAUUGCCAGUAACCGUAAUGUGCAUUUCACUUUUAAAGAUAUUGGAGUGCUAACGAUACGAAAUAACAAGAUCAAAAUGAAGUUUUAUAGAGAAUUUCUUAAUGCUAUGGAUGGUAGUGGAAGUUUAGUGAAAGCUCUUUCAAAUAGACCUGGGACUGCAGACUCAAUAAAGUCAAUCAGAGAUGUGUGCACAAGUCGACCUGCCACGACCAACUCGGUUCUAUUUCCCAGGAUUUCGCCAGGUGAUCUCAAUGAAAGAAAAUCAAUGUUGUUGUCAAUUAAAGAAGAAAAAAGAGAAAACCAUGAAGCCCUCUCUAAACCUGAACAAAAUGAGCUCAACAGAGAAAGUGAGCAAGUUGAGAAACUGAAAGAAAGAGAGGAAAGUAGAGAAGCAACAGAAAUGCCCCAUGUCAAACAGUCCCACGUUAAACAAUCUUUGACUCCUGCCAAAACUUCCGCUGUGUGUCUGACAGAAGACUUUCAAAAGAUUACCGAGCACAAAGAUUUAUCAGAAAGGUUGGCUUCUCCAAAUCGUUCUCCAUCCUGUCAGCCUGGCAUUCAACAACCAAAUCGGCAGUCACCGAAACUCAAAGCAUCACCAGCCACUGCCUGCGCUGAUCAUUGCAGGGCAGGACAGGAGUUGUGCUACCUUUGCAUGCAACGUGCUCUGAAGAAUUUCCCUAUUGAUGUUUCGGAGAACAGAAGAAAAAGGGAAGAAGAGAAUGAACAAAUGUUACAGCAAUAUCAACAAAUAAAAGAUCAGGAAGCACUCUUCCAGGAGCAGUGUGAAAUGUUGGCUAACAGAGAAAUCAAUCAAAAGAUUUCAGCAUUCAAUAUAGGAAUCGCUGAAGCCAAAAAGAGAAAGAAGAAUUCAAAGUGCAAAGACUCUUAUAAAGGAUACAUAUUUCAAAACAGACUCUUGACACCACCAGUCUUUCUGAAGCAACAGCAGUAUGCAAGGUGCCUAACUGAACAAAUUCAAGAGAAAAAGCAAAGAGAGGAAAAAAAGAGACAGGAUGAAGAGUUUAUGGAUCGCUUGGAACAAGUUCAAUUGGCUGAAGAUCUUGCUGUCCAGAGGCAGUACUAUCAGAAGGAGAGGCAUGAACAAAUAGAGGCCUACAAGAAAGCACUGGAUGUGCAGAGAAAAGAGAAACCACGUCAAUUACCAGCAUCAGUACCUGAUUCCUCUGAACCAAUCUUUGGUAACUCUGAGCCAGCUGGAAAGAUGGAAGAACAAAAGCAAAUUGCUUAUAACCUUUACAAAGAGCAGAUGCAGGCUGCUGCUGACCGUAAGAGGAAUACCAUUCUGAAUCAAUUGUACGAACAGAAAACUGAAUUAGAUAUGUUGGAAAGAAACAGAAAAGGCUUAAUAAAUGAACAUAAAAAACGCUAUGAAGAUCUGCAGAGAAUGCGUAAAGCAUUAGAAAAAGCAUGGACUGAUAAUGUAACAAUGAAGCGACUGAAAAACUAUGAAGAAAAUCGAUACUCAAAGGCUAGAGGACUUUUCCUACUUGAUCAGUGUAAUAAAUAUCGACGUUGCUUUCAGUGUCAACGACGUUUAUCAAACAUUGGCCAGUCAAAUAUUUGGAACAGUACAUUCAUUACAACUGGAACAAAUUAG